This is a messenger RNA of Pieris brassicae (large cabbage white), 2864 nucleotides long. RefSeq lists its product as uncharacterized. Lineage: Eukaryota; Metazoa; Arthropoda; Insecta; Lepidoptera; Pieridae. The record is from RefSeq and is a predicted model, not a curated record. Bases 114 to 2696 code for a protein of 860 amino acids. The transcript is spliced from 5 exons.
AAAGUUGAAUUUACAGGUUUACAGUUUGCAAAGUGCAAACUCUAAAAAAAUAUUGAGGCAUAUUGAGCAUGACUAGAAUAACAAUAUUAUAAAUUAUUUUGAAUAAUAGCCAAAUGCCUCCUAAGAAAAACACUACCACCGGAUCCGUUUCUGGUGACAAAAAACCAAACAAACCAACACGGAGGCGGAGAAAAUGUGUAGUCAAAAAGUCUUCCAAGGUUUGCAAGGAGUUUGGAAUGUCUAUUUAUGCUUUUCAAGAUGAUUUAGGUGCCGAUAUCGCGAUCAGUUGCAUAAAAGAUGUAAAACCAGUGACCAGAGGCAUAAAAAGAAAAGUUACCCAGAAUAAAUUUGCAGUUGUUAACAAUGAGCAUACAGCAAAUGACAGUAAAAAUACUGAAAGAAACUCUUCCAAUAAUAAUCAACCUGUUGCUAAGAAAAGAAGAAUAACUCGUAAAUUAGAAAUUAAGUCUAGUAUGGUUACCAGAAAUUGUAAAAAAAAUCCUCAAGUUGAGAAACAAGAAGAGGGUGAAGUAAAAUCUAAAAUUCUGACAUUAAAACAUAAAGUAAUUCCUAAACAUCUUAACAUUGUAAGAACAUUUGUCAAUGAUUAUGUGCCUGAUAAAGUUACUUUAGAAAAUGAUACAAACUCAGUGACACCAACAUUAAAUACAACCACUAAAUGUUUUAAAGUUUUAACAUAUGAUAAUCUUAAAAAAAAUCCAAUUAUUAUACUUAAAAAACUUGUUGUAAAUGAUAAUAACAGUAAUAUAAGAGAUGAAUCUGAAAAAUCUUUGGAAAAUAAUAAUCAUUCUAAUACUACUAAUGGACAAACUAAUUGUGGAAAUAAUGUAGACCUUGGUUCUGAUGCUUUAUCGCAAGAUACUUCACCCAGUAGAGACCCAUCUCAGGAGUUGGGAUUAGACCAGUUGUUUUUCUUAGAUCACUACAUAUCAAUGUUACACCAAUAUACUGGAUUCAGCCCUGAAAAUAAUGUUGACUUUUCAAAAAAAAAAUUGCAUUUAAAUAUACAAACACAAGAGUUAAAAAAUAUUACAUCUGGAGGAAUACUUAGAAGUGAUGCUUCUUGUAGUGAUUAUGUUAAUACUGGAUCAAUAACACUUAACACACAAAUACAUGAGAAAAAAUUAAACAAUACACCUGAACCAAAUGCUAAAGAGCAAGUACCUGAAGCUGUUAUAGAAGGAUUGGAUUUUGACCCAGACAGUUUCAAUUAUACUGAUGAUGAUGAUGAUGAUGACACCAUAUCACUUUUUGCUGAAAGCCUUUCAAGUUUUGAAACAACUCCUAAGAUACCUUACAACUCUAAAGUAGAUAAAUAUAAACCUAUUGUAGACAGUAAAGAUGAUACUGCCAUCUUCAAAAUCCCAAAACCAGUAGUACUUAAACACUGUAUUAAGGUUUGUGAGAAGCAAAAAGCUGACUCAACAUCAUUUGGAUUAUCUGAAGUUUCUGAUAAAAAAGUGGAGUUAAUGAAACCUACAACAAAACUUGACAACAAGUUUACUACUAAAACAACAAAAAGUCGCGUUUUAUCCCCAGUCUUGCCAGGAUCACACACACCAAUUACAUUUGUAAGAAGUGCUGUCUUUAAAGGCAUCUGCAUUUUCAACAUAAUGAAAAAUUGCAAGAAUAGCAAGUGCAAUUUCCCACACACUAUUCUGACACAAAGUUUUGUGAGUGAAAAAUUAGUUGCAUUGACUGAAGAACAAUUCCACCAAGAAUACCUAAUGGUAUGUAAGAAGGCUCAAUUAUUAAGGGUGUAUGGACUAGUAUAUCUAAAUGAAGGUAUUCGUCGAAAAAAUUAUAGAAUAGUAGUAGAAAUAACAUUAUAUGCUCUAAUUAUUUUUAAUCAUACCCAAGACAAGCAAAUGAUAACUGAAAUAAUUGAAAGAACGUUGUUAUAUUUGAAUCAAGUGAAUUUGAAAGAAAUUUGUGACUUGCUGAUUUCCGAGUUUAAACCAGGUGUUCAAGUGUGUGAUAAGUUUUUAGAAGUAAUAGGGCAAACUCAAAACUUCUCUAGAUUUAAAAUAGUAUUUGUGAAGUUGGCAAUGUUUAUGUGUGAACAAAAUAGGACUUUUAAAAGUGACACAGUGUCUCAGAUUGUAGAGAGGUUGUGUAUUUUGCCGUAUUCGUUUGAUUUGGCGCGGGCGGUAGUAGAUAUAUUGAAGAGGACUGAUAGGAUAGUGUUUUGUAAUUCAAUGAUUAAUGUUUUUGAGAGAAAACUUUUGAAAUUUGACAAUCCGUUGCUUAAUGAAUUUGUUAAGUUGAAAGACCAAUCUAAUAAUCAAUGCACAAGAAUGGAUGAUGGUGAUACAAAGUGGAAUAUAUCUGAUAAAGCCAUCAGGUACUCCCCCGAUACAACAAACAAAGACAGUCUGGAUAGACAUGAACAAGUGGAAGUCGGACAGCCAGACCAAUCUCAACAAAGUAGACCGCGUAGGCUACAUCCUAAAUUCAAUUGGGGCAGUCCAGGUCCUGUGAACCAAUUCCACAGAACAUUUAGACCUCAGGCUAAUUAUGGACAAACUCCGAGACUAAGGCCCCAAAAUAACCCAAGGCAAAGAUGGCCAAAUCGGCAUGAACGCCUAAUGGCACACAUACCAUCGCUAAUUAGCCUACGUUUACCCUCACUACAAAAUAUACCUCAAAGGAAAAAUAAAGGGCCGUUUCGAUAGGUUAUAAGUGAUUUUGUAAAUAUGUAAAAUGGACAUUUAUGGUACAAUUGUUUAUAACUCUGUAGUGAAAAGCUAAGUCUGUGGUGUUACGUAUGAACAGUCUCUGUUAAAUUUGAAAAGUUUAUCAAAGUGUGCAUAUACCAAAUAGAUAAUUGAAUUUCGUUAUGA